This is a messenger RNA of Staurois parvus, 348 nucleotides long. The record is from the annotation of a GenBank genome assembly. Lineage: Eukaryota; Metazoa; Chordata; Amphibia; Anura; Ranidae.
UGUGUACAGAAGGGUCAGAAUCCUUACCCUAUCUAUGCAGGAGUCAAUGUUCGAGUGAAUAUCAGUGGAGGAGACUUUGCAGAAUGGUGUGAAUUUACACCAUAUGAAAUUGGAAUUCGUAAAUAUGGAGCCUUCAUUCGCACUGAAGACUUUGGUAGUGAGUUCUUUAUGGGACAUCUUAUUCACAGAAGGUCAGAACCCAAAAUCUGUUACUUGCAAGGAGUCUGGGGCAGUGCCUUUGCUGCGAACCUGGAUGAAAUAUGGGCUCACGCAGCUGGCACAGGUAUCCUCUGGCUUAACUCUCUAACUGAUGUCAUCAAGGUGAUAGAUGAUUGUCGGAAAUUUCAC